Molecule: messenger RNA, 2314 nt
Organism: Limanda limanda (common dab)
Lineage: Eukaryota; Metazoa; Chordata; Actinopteri; Pleuronectiformes; Pleuronectidae
Product: transmembrane protein 198-like
Exons: 5
Coding region: 310-1302 (330 amino acids)
Cellular component (GO): plasma membrane
Source: RefSeq, a predicted model, not a curated record
UCUCAGACUCAGGCUGUUGAGCAUGUGAGCACAGAUGAGGGAGUCGAACUCGGAGUCUCACCCACAGAUCACAGACUCCUGGAAAGCAGAUCACUGGUUUUGCUGGAAUUACCACAGAAGACACGUUUCUUCCUCUGAUAUCGGCGGCUGUGUGGAGAUGCCUCACUCCAGGUGCACAGCAGGAAAUUCCUUCGCACACGUUCUUCAUUCAGGAGUUUCCUCUCGGCCUGGAAGCAACAUGCAGGACUUUGCAGUUUCCCAGUGAAUGAAGCAGAUUCACAUCCAGAGCAGAAGAGAUAAUCCUCCGAGAUGGCUGCACAUUCAGACUAUGCUGUCGAGGAGCCAGGAGCUGAGUUAGCUCAAAUGUGCACGCUGGAGAUUAGUAUGAAGUAUGAAGUCAUCUCGUCCAUUGUCUGCUCGGUUUGCCUUUCAUUCGGCCUCAUCUACUGCUUCUUCGGAUACCGCUGCUUCAAGAUGGUGAUGUUCCUCUCUGGCUUCAUGUUCGGCACAACCUCUGUCCUCCUGCUGUACCACACGGAGCCUGUGUUGGACUUCAAGCUGGGGACGGAGACCAAGGCGGGUCUAGGCCUGGGUGUGGGGGUGCUCUGCGGCCUGAUGACGAUGCUGCUGCCAGCUGUGGGACUCCUCCUCAGCGGCCUGCAGCUCGGGACCCUCCUCUCCCUCGUGGUCCUGGUGGUCAUCGGACAGUUCUACAGCCUCAGUCCCGUGUGGGUGCCUCUCAGCACCAUACUGGUCGUCAGCAUCAUCACCUCCGUUUGCACAAUCCUGUGGCAGAAGCUGUUCAGCAUCGUCUACACGUCUGUGUUUGGAGCCACCACUGUGAUGCUGUGUGUGGAUUACCUGGUGGGGGCCUUCAUGCUGCCGGAUCAGGUGUAUGACCUGCUCUGUCAGGUCACCCCCCCACCACUGUGCUGGUAUAACGGGACCAUCAUGGGGAUCUGUCCCGUGUUCAGUCUUCUAGGUCUGUUAGUGCAGUGGAGGUUUACUGCAGUAGGACUUUCUCACACAGAAGGUGCACACAGGAGACAGAAGAAACAUGGGAAGCUCAGGUACAGAGAGUGCAGGGGAAGACCUCGACCACACCGGCGGCGCAGGCCCCCCCCCCUGAAGCGUUACGCCGGAGACGUCCUGGCACCGAGUUACCUCCAGAGCCUUCAGGAGCGGCAGCUGGAAACAGGCUCGUCCAACAGCAGCAGCGUCACACACGCCCUCAUUGACUUUGACUUUGAGACGGGCUCCAUGGUGCCUCUCACUUCCUCCUCCCCUGUUUUCACCUUCUGAAACACUCAUCACUUAUUUGUAAACUACUCACAUCUGAGGAAUUCAUCGUGUUGCAGCUUUAUCUCUAAACGGCUGAAAUUCAAGAGGAAAACAAAUCCACCGUCUCUGGAUUUAAGGAGCUGGGAGAUCAUCCUCCGAAUGAUGUGAAGGUUAAUUGAUACAACUUCCACAGACACCAGACUCAUCUGAUCACAACCUCCCUCCAGCAGUUUACCUUUUCUUUCCGUACUAUUAUAUUUUCUCUCUGGAAACUGGUGAUCGAUUGCAAACAUAGACCAAAGGUGUGUGUCUAGAUUAGUUUUGGUUACAGCAGUUUCAACGUUGUGUGGUUACAAGCAAUAAAUCCACAGCAGCACAUUCGUUGAAAUAAAGGAUUCAUAUCUGAAAAAUGGGGACGAACAAGUUUCUCUGGACAUCAGCUCAGGUUGAAUUUGGGUGAAGCUAAAAGUCCAUAACUAAUUUUAUGUUAUUUAUUUUAUAUUGAAUUCAAGCAGAGUUACUGCUACUCUACAAACCUAAUUAGCAUUUAGGACUAGUUUAUCUGGUGUUCUUCAUAUUCUGCAUUCAAUUUUAGAAAAUAAAGGAAAUUUUUAAUGAGCUUUUCCCUAACUGGUUCAAUUAUAUUUAAAAAAGUCCUCAGGUUUAAAUCCUAUAAAGUAGACGCAAUACGAUAUUUCUGUUUGUUUUACAGUUUCUCCUCCAGCCUGAACAUCACUGUUACUGUUACUGUAGCGUUAAUGUUAAUGAAUCACACAACACAAAGUCUUAGUUUGUCUUUAUUCAUUUCAUGUCUAUUAAUAGAUACUUUUCACAUAUUCAUGUCUUGUUGCCACGGAAAAACAAAACAUCACAUUAUGCAAAUAUUUCUUCUAUUGUCUAGUUCAUGACGUGAAUUAUCAAUAACAAUUAUCAUAAUAACUCUCUCAUUCCUCACACAAGAGAUUCUCACAAUGUGAGGAACAUUUCCAAAGUCUAUUCUGAGGCUGACCUCACAAUAAAGAAGUUGUUUUCA